AACUCCUCUGUUGUUGCAGAGGUCUGCAUGGACAUGUGGAACAUGGAGUCUGAUUUUUAAGCUGCAAAAUCCUUCAGGUCGAUCCUCACGUCCCUUACUAGGAUUGAUUCAGACACUGAAGGUGAUUACUCGUCUUACUGUCAUGGCGGAUUUCCCUCCAUGAGUGCUUAGAUUCUCGUGGGGAGUCGAGCUUUUUGAAAUCUGAGCUCUGUGGUGGAGUUGGGUAUAAGAGAUUUUGGUGCGAGGUGGAGUUGUCGCCAUUUCCUAGCCUCCGGUGAUGGUGAACUCCCAAAGAGAGAAAAAGUCUUUAGGGAAUGUCGGGAAGAAACGCGGAGAAUGUGGUUGGUUUGCAGAAGGGAUCCAAAAGAAAGGGAAGGAGGCGGUGGGAAUGUGCUUCUUUAAGAUUAUGAUCGGGGAUUUUGCUUCCAAAUUAUGCAUUCCUCCAGCCAUGGCAAAGCACAUCAAGAUCUACAGAUUUGCCAACGCCACCAUAAAAAGCCACACUGGUAGCCCCUGGCCUGUGAAACUGUACAGAUGUAACAGUGCUGUCUUCAUUGGCAAUGGUUGGCCAGCAUUUGUUGCAUGUCAUUCCCUACAAUUUGGAGACUUUCUAAUGUUCAGAUACAACGAUUACUUGGAUUUUGAUGUCAAGAUAUUUGAUAGGAGUGGAUGUGAAAGAGCACCUGCAUAUCUUCACAAGAACGUCAGGAUAGGCAAGAAGGAACAUGAAGAACAUUAUGAUCCACGUGGAGAUCCUUCAAAUGGCCUUCGUGUUUGGAGAGGAACUCAGAGCGAAAUUGUGAAUCAUCAAGAGGUACCUUGUCAUUCUGAUAAACUUGCGACAAUGGGAUCAUAUUGUUAUGCUUCAAAAAGACAACCUGUGAUUCAGAAAGAAAGAGACAGAGCACUUAGCGCUGCCGCAUCAUUGAAGCUAAGUCGGCCUCAUUUUCUUUCUAAGAUGGUUCGGACAAAUGUCUAUGAGAUUUUUGCAUUGUCAUAGUCAACUUACCUGGCCCUAUUAAGUACAAGAUGUUGGUAUGCACAUGUACGUGAAUUUACAUUGGCUGCCAAAUGGGAGCUUUUCUGAUUCA
Messenger RNA from Nymphaea colorata (pocket water lily), 1091 nucleotides. Its product is annotated as putative B3 domain-containing protein Os03g0621600. Lineage: Eukaryota; Viridiplantae; Streptophyta; Magnoliopsida; Nymphaeales; Nymphaeaceae. The coding region runs from base 278 to 1000 and encodes 240 amino acids. The record is from RefSeq and is a predicted model, not a curated record. Gene Ontology annotation, molecular function: DNA binding. The transcript has 4 exons.